This is a messenger RNA of Phyllotreta striolata, 2951 nucleotides long. NCBI's taxonomy places the organism in Eukaryota, Metazoa, Arthropoda, Insecta, Coleoptera, Chrysomelidae. The record is from the annotation of a GenBank genome assembly.
AAAAAUAACACAUGUAAACAUUGAAUAUUGGAAACAUUUUUCGUAAAAUACAUACAAUGUUUACGACGAAAGCGUUUAUUAAAAAAUCAAAAAUCGGCCACUUCUUGAAAAAUGUUAGAGAACACUAUAUAAGAGACGAUAUCUUCUGCGGAGUGCCGAGUUGCGAAACUUGCCAUCCGGUCGAAUCUCACUUGAGUUCGACUUAUAAAAAUGUUUGUUGCUUGUUCAAGUACAAUCACUACCUAAUUCUGGACACCAAUGUGAUCUUAGAUCAGAUGGACGUGUUAGACGAGCCCAUUCUCGAAAACAUUAUCAUUUUACACACUGUAUUAAAAGAGGUUAAACACCGCAGUUUGCCGAUUUACAAGCGCCUCCAGAGCAUAAUCGACAAUCCCAGCAGACAUUUCUACGUAUUUACUAAUGAUCACCACAAGGACACCUACGUAAAACAAGAUGACAAGGAAUUAAUCAACGAUUACAACGAUCGGUUGAUACGAAAAUCGUGUUCUUGGUACAUGAAACAUCUUCCGGGAGAAAUAUUCGUUCUACUUUCAAACGACGCCAAAAACAGAGCCAUAGCUUUAGCAGAAGGAAUACCUACUUUAACAAUUAAAGAUUACAUAGAGAGCGUGAAAGAUAAUUCCGUUCUAUUAGACAAGCUCGCCAAAAAAGAUAUCCACGUCGAAACUUACACGAAAGAUAUUUUCCCUCCGCAUUUGUCGAACGUAGAGCUCCUGACGGGUGUUAAAAAUGGCAAAUUGCAUCAAGGCACCUUUCGAGCAUCGAAAGAUAACUUCCUCGAAGGUUUCGUGAAUGUAGACAGCCUCGAAGAUCCCGUUUUGGUUCAAGGAAGAAGCGGGCUGAACAGGGCCGUUAACGGAGACAUCGUAGUGGUGGAAAUAUUCGAUAAGAAGGAAUGGGUGUCGCCCAGCGAUAUUGUGCUCGAGGACGAAGGCGUAGCCGAGGAAGGCAUCGAUGAAAUCGAACUCAAAGAAAGGGAAUUGAAAAGGUCGAAGAAGAUCAAAGAGGAGAUAAAACCGACCGGAAAAGUGGUCGGGAUAAUUCGAAGAAAAUGGAGGCAAUACUGCGGAAUAUUACAAGGAGGUAUGGAUGGAGUUUAUCAAUUAUUCGUGCCUUCAGAUCGAAGUAUACCGAAAAUUCGGAUCGAAACGAGACAAGCGGAUUUCCUCCGAACGCAAAAACUCAUCGUUACUAUCGAUUCCUGGCCUCGACAUUCUAGGUAUCCGCACGGACAUUUCGUGCGUGCUUUGGGCAAAAUCGGAGACCAAACCACCGAAAACGAAGUAGUACUUUUAGAACACGACGUGCCUCACAGUCAAUUCUCCGAAGAAGUGCUGGCUUGCCUACCGAAACUCCCUUGGAUUAUCACUGAAAAGGAUGUGAAAAAACGGGUGGACAUUCGCCACUUGGACAUAUGCUCGGUAGAUCCUCCCGGUUGCACGGACAUCGACGACGCUCUGCACUGUCGCCCCAUCGGUAACGACGGCUUCGAAGUCGGCGUCCACAUCGCGGACGUGGCUCAUUUCAUCCGCCCCGGCACGGCCAUCGACAAGGAAGCCGCCUCGAGAGCGACCACGGUCUAUUUGGUCAACAAAAGGAUCGAUAUGGUGCCGGAGCUCCUCAGCUCGAACCUGUGUUCGCUGCGAGGCGGCGAAGAGCGAUUCGCGUUCUCUUGCGUAUGGGAAAUGGACGCCAACGCGAACAUUUUGAACACGAGAUUCCACAAGAGCAUUAUCAAAUCCAAGGCAUCGUUCACCUACGAAGAGGCCCAAAUGACCAUCGACGAUAAGAGCAAAAACGAUCCGAUCGCUAUGUCUCUAAGAGGGCUGAACAAGUUGGCGAAGAUAUUGAAGAAACGACGUUUAGAAAACGGCGCGUUAGUGCUCGCCUCUCCCGAAGUUAAAAUCCACAUGGAUUCCGAAACUAUGGAGCCUCUAGACGUCGAAGUGAAGAAACUCUUCGAAACCAAUUCGAUGGUCGAGGAAUUUAUGUUGCUGGCUAAUAUAAGUGUGGCUGAAAAAAUACUGGACGAGUUUCCCGAAUGCGCGAUGCUCAGGAGACAUCCCACGCCUCCGAGUACGAAUUUCGAUCCGUUAAUCAAAGCAGGGAGGCACUUGGGCUUGGAUAUAAACGUGGAAUGCGGUAAAAACUUGGCGCAAUCCUUGGACGAGGCUACGAAGCCCGAAAAUCCCUAUUUAAACACCAUGUUGAGGAUUCUAGCGACGCGCUGUAUGUUACAAGCGGUUUAUUUCGCCAGCGGUACGUUGCAAAAGGAGGAAUAUUACCAUUACGGUCUCGCGGUGCCGCUUUACACGCAUUUCACCUCGCCCAUUAGAAGAUACGCAGACAUUAUCGUACAUAGGCUAUUGGCUGUAACGUGUGGAGCAGAUUCGACUUAUCCUGAUCUAUUAGAUAAACAGAAAUCGACGGAACUAUGCCAGAAUUUGAAUUACAGAAAUCGAAUGGCUCAAUACGCUGGUAGAGCAUCAGUUGCAUUCAAUACUCACCUAUUUUUCAAAGGGAAACUGCAAGACGAGGAGGGUUACGUGCUUCAUAUUAGAAAAAACGCUCUGCAAAUUCUCAUUCCAAAAUACGGUUUAGAAUGUACGCUAUAUUUAGCCAAGAAAGGGGAGAGUUCGAAUAUAUUCGAAUACAACGAAGAGGAACAAAGUCAAAAGGCCGGAAAUAUAACCUUACACGCCUUUGAUCCGGUGAAAGUGCGACUAAGUUUGGAUUCCAACAAUAUUCAACACGAGAAAUUCGUCCUGCAAUUGGUUUCUCCCUAUAUCGAAGGAUUCAGCGUUCAACCUCUCGGCGAAUCCAUGGAAGUGGAUCCGGAUAAACCCGCUUCGGAGAAGAAAAGAAAAUCCAAAAGCGAGUCGCACGUAAAAAACAAAAAGAAAAACUAGUUAUAUAAGUUUAUUACAAAA